Molecule: messenger RNA, 927 nt
Organism: Penicillium canariense
Lineage: Eukaryota; Fungi; Ascomycota; Eurotiomycetes; Eurotiales; Aspergillaceae
Exons: 1
Coding region: 1-927 (308 amino acids)
Source: RefSeq, a predicted model, not a curated record
AUGCAUAGUCGGACCUAUCUUUUCACUCUAUGCCAAGCAGCAUGGCAGAUUCGUUGUGCAACGGCUUCUGUGUAUCAGAGUCGUAUUCAGGAAACUGGUACUGUUUUUCCAGCACCCGCUGAAUAUGGUACCUGGCAGAUGGUGUCCUACGGGGAACAGUGGGAUAAUUAUGUUUACACCUUACCCGCUCUCGCCUAUAUCCAAACCAUCGGAACAAGCUCUGGCAACGUUGAGGUGCAGAUCGCCCCAACCGACUACGGAUAUAUCGCGAUCGACCAAGCCGCUAUGUUCACUCUGCAGGACGACGGAGUGUGGGAGCUGGCGGAUUACGAUAACGAUGGAACGCUAGACCUGAUCUACAUCCAGAACCGAAACACCGACUCCGGCAAGGUGGAGGUUAGCGUUGCGUCUGGCGCAACAAACUUCCAAUCCUACCUCUUGGAGAAUACUCAGACAGUGUUCGAUGUGCAGGUCAACGGCCGCUGGCAGAUGCUCGAUCUCGACAGUGACGGCACUCUUGACCUUAUCUACAUCCAGAACAGCAACACGGCCUCCAACUACGCUGAAGUCUUUGUUGCGUCGGGGGCUUCUAAAUACACCACGCUCAUUAGCCAGACGGAGUCAAGUCUCUCUAUUAGCAACGAUGGCACCUGGCUCCUGGCUGACUGGGAUAUGGAUGGAUCCUAUGACCUGUUUUACAUCCAAAACAUCAACACAGCCUCUGGUUUUGUCGAAGUGAAUGUUGCUUCAGGCGCGUCCGGCUAUCAGACUAUCAUUCAGAGUGUCCCUACUACCUUUGCUGUCGAGAACAAUGGGUCCUGGAUGAUGUACGACUGGGACAGUGAUAAUGUUCUGGACCUUAUUUAUAUCAAGCAGGAUGAAACUGCGGGCUCGGUUGAGGUCCAUGUCGCCUCCGGUUCAGACUAG